GAAGGAGUGAUUUUGAUUAUUUACUUGUAAAUGUAAUAAACGUCAAAUAUAGCAAAUGUUUUGUUAAUUUGAUAAAGAAUUACCUACUAAGUACUUGUAUUUAUUAAAAUUGACUUCGAUAUUGUGUCAUUGAUUGAUCGAUACUAAAUUUUGUCUAAGAGUAGGAGGCUACAUUAAUUAAAAUAAUGUCAUUAAUUACUUUUGUUUCGUAAAUAUACGUAGCUAGAUACAUCCCUUCUCUGUCUUUACACGUGUAGAGAGAGGGUAAAGUAGCAAAAUACGCAAAAUAAUUUCAGUUGGAGCCAAAAUUAGAAACUGAAAUGCUUACUCCAAAUGAUUUGCAUUUUGAACGUUGACGCAGUGUAGUCUAACACAGUUAUCUAAAUCUAAAUAUGUAUCUUUAAAAUUAUUUUAAACAAUAAAACAUCAGAUUUUCUACAAUGACCGUCCCCACAGCCGAAGUAGCUCCAAAUCAAAUUGAUGUCCUACCAGACGAGUUACUGAUUAACAUUUUUAAAUUCCUGCCAAUAGAGACUAUACUAGAGUGUGAGAAUGUAUGCAGUAGAUGGAAGAAAUUGUCGCGUGACCCCGCGCUCUGGAGAGGGAUUGUAUUCGUUUACUCCGGGAAACCUGGACAAAGCGAAGUAAGCGAGAAAAACUUGCAAAUCAUAGAAACUCAUAGUGAAUGUAUACGCUGUCUUAAAAUACAGUAUGUUUACAGUUACCCUGUGAUCAAAUCGAUUAUUGAGCAGUGCCAUAAUAUCAUAUCACUUGAACUUGUCAUGUGUCGCAUUGCCAAAGAUUUCGAAGAUGAUAUCACGAGGUGGCCCAAUUUAAGGAAAAUUAACUUGAAAAAUUCCCUCGUUUUGAUGAAUAAUGUAGACGUAUUGGUCCCGUACGAUAAUUUUAAAUAUUUGAACUAUUUGGCUUUGUCUGAUUUUGGUCUUCCAGUCGCGACCCGCGACAGUUUGCUGCGUUGUAAUUAUCUCAGUCAAAUUUACAUAGAAAAAGUAAAAAAUCUCGACAUAGACUAUGUGAAAAAAUUGAUUAGUUCGAAAAUGUUAAUUCUUACCGCUCUGCACAUUUACGGCGGCGACUCUGUUAAUGACGAAUGUUUGUUAAUGUUGUCGCACUGUAAUUUAUUGAAAGAUCUCGCAAUCAUACGCUGUGAGAGUCUGACAGAUGCAGGUCUUAUCAAGUUGGCAGAUCUGAAACAGAUACAACAUUUACAAAUCUGGAAUAACGUGAACUUUACCGAACACAAUUUGCACAGGACACUGAGCAGUCCGAAUCUAGUCAAAUUGGAAAGCUUGAGUUUAUCGAGAAUAGGUAAUAUUUCACCUGUGAUAGUCGAUGUGAUCUCUGAAUAUUAUAAAAAUCUGAAAUUUCUUGCUGUUUACCAGUGCCCUAGAAUUAUUAACACUGAUUACGAAAAACAGUUAAAAUCAAAAUUUAGAAAUAUUGAUGUUGUUUUGUAUUGAAUACGAACAUGAAAUUUUCUUUAAUAAACCUCCAUAAAAUGGAGCUUGAUUGGCUAUUUUAAUUAAGAAUCGUGGUAAUGAGACUUGAGAAUGAAUUAUAAUUCUCUAGCGUUUUAUUUGUCGGUUUGAACUUAUGUCUUCUUCAAAAGUACAGGGUGUUACAAAAUCCCCCAAAUUCCGGUAACAAAAAAGGUUCGAUAUCAAAAUAAACACAAUUCGCAAAAGCAUAUUCAGAGUAGGUAAUUUCAAUGCAACAAUUUGCAAAAAAUAAUACAUAAAAAAUACGCAUUGAAAAAUAUCGACUACUGAAUAUCGCAAUCGUACUUGAUCAUUUGAUUAUAUUUGAUUAC
Molecule: messenger RNA, 1831 nt
Organism: Helicoverpa armigera (cotton bollworm)
Lineage: Eukaryota; Metazoa; Arthropoda; Insecta; Lepidoptera; Noctuidae
Product: F-box/LRR-repeat protein 7
Exons: 2
Coding region: 441-1481 (346 amino acids)
Molecular function (GO): protein binding
Source: RefSeq, a predicted model, not a curated record